AUGCCGAUCAUUAUUAAGGGUGUGAAGCUUACAGAGGAGUUCACAAGGACCCUGAAGGAGAUCAUCAAAGGUGUCGACGGCUUUCGCUCGCCGUACCUAGCCAACAAGGCCCGUGAAACUGACAAGGGCGUCGAAAUACCUUGUGGCUAUGGGAAGCUGCUUGCCGCGGUUAGGCAGAAGUACCCAGAAGCUGAUCUGCUUCCCCUCGACCAGGAUGAAGCACGCAAGAACUGCAUCGACCGCAAUGUUUCCAUUUUUACUAAGUUCAAGGAGUACAAUGCAGACUACCUCAAGACAAGCAAAAAUGUCAUCAUCACGGUUACCUCCGCACCAGGAGAGUUCAUGGACCCGGAGAAGGUCGUCGCCUUUUUGACUAAGACCCUCUCGAAGAUCACGCCAGCUCAGGAUCACAAGUUCAAGAUCACCGCGAAGUAUCAAGUGCUGGAUGCUAUCCGUGGAAGGAUCAAUGCGGGUGCUCUCAAGGAUGCCAGCGGCUCUUCUGUGCAAGGCAGGUGCGCGACAAUGGGGAUUAGAUAUGUUGAAGGUCGUCCGCCGCAGAGGGGGACGAAGGUCGCCGUUGUUGUUCAGUCUUCUGAGAUAGAGAAGCUUUUUGCUGCUCUCUCUGCCGAUAAUCUUUUUGAACGCGUUCCCGCCAUAAGGUUCAUUAACCCGGAGAAGCGCCGUAAGCAUAUCCAGGAGCUUCGCGAGAGGGUUGGGUCUGCAGGCGAUGGUACCCUGGGCACAAAAAAUAAGCAGAGGAGACACCAAGAGGCGAAGGGUGGUGUGAAGAAGCCUGGAGCCAAGAAGGCCACCGGAAUUAGAGUACAGCUUGCUGAUGACCAGAAGGCCGCCAAGCCUAAGAAGAAGCAGGGCAAGAAGGUGCAAUCUCAGAAGGAAAGGCUCCCAUGUCUCCUUACGAUCGCAGGGAUUCCUGAGGCUCUAGCAUUCGACGAUAUCAAGGAAAACCUCGAUAAAGAUGAGCACGCAGACAUUCUAAAAGCUCUUGCAGAGUCUCGCUUGAGGAGACCCAAGCAGCCCAAUCCUUCCGAAGUGUCGUUCUACUGCACUGUGGAGAAUGGCAAGAUCCUUAGGGAUGCCUUCGGUAACAUGGAGAUUAACGGGGCCGAGCUCCGCACUACGGUGUCGGAUGUGAACUAA
Giardia duodenalis is the source of this 1158-nucleotide messenger RNA. RefSeq lists its product as uncharacterized. The transcript has a single exon. Bases 1 to 1158 code for a protein of 385 amino acids. The record is from RefSeq and is a predicted model, not a curated record. Lineage: Eukaryota; Fornicata; Diplomonadida; Hexamitidae.